UCUAACGAGUAGGUAUAUCCGGCGAGAACCUGGAGGAACAACCUCUGGGUAAAAUUCAGUGUUGUCUAAAUUUUUAUAUGCCUUCCUCUUUAGUAUAUCAGUAGAUAAAUGUAGUUAUGUAGCUCAGCAUUGUGGAGACAGUGUUCGCACCGAAAAAGGUUCACAUGCGAAGAACUGUAUAUCAGUGACUGUCAUGAGAGUUGAUUGUUGAACGUACCCCCAUCGUCGAAAGUUCCGGGGAUGACAAUGGAUUUGUCAGGCAGAAAGAUGAAGGGAUAUAAACCAAGAGAUAGAAUGUUCAUGUAAAGCUUUAUAAAGCAUCAUAUCUUCCUCGUUAACGACCAUGGCCAUGCUGCCCCCUCAGAAAUCCCUUCGUUUAUGUCUGUCCUUAUGGUUUGCGAUUAUGGAUCCAUGUAUGGCAAAGAAGCAGUUCUAAACAAAUUCCAUGAAGUUUCCUGAGCAUAAGCUUUUCAUGGAAACUGUGCGACUACCGUCGCCAGUUCAGAAAUGGUUCGGUCACCAGCUGGAGAUUCGUGGCAUCGACUCCGUCAUUUAUUCCAGACACAUAAUUCAUCUUCUGCAGCAGGACGAAGAUGAGAUCCAGGACUAUGUGGACCUCUUUUUCGAUUCUAAAGCAGAGAAAAAGCAUCAGUGUAAGGCUGCCAGAUACGACAAGAAGAAAGUCAAGAACUCGGAGGAGCGGAAAAAAUCUGCUGCUAUUGAAUGCUUGCAGGCAGUUUCUGAUGAGGACAAUGAUAUAGAAACUCUUGUGGAAGAAUUAUGUCACAAACUGAAGAAUCUGGAACAACAUGAUGAAGGCAAUGCCACGAACAGCCAAGUGGCGAUCACCAGUUCAUCUGAGAGUGAUUCCAGCAGCUCAGAACUUGAAAACCCAGCUGAAAGAUAUUAUGCCGCUUUCCCUGCCCUACAUGGAAAAGAUCAAAACAGCACUCCCAAUGAAUCACAGAGUGUUUGGAAAAACAACCCAAUCACAAAACCAAAAGCUGACCAAACAGGGGAAAUAGAGGCUGAGUCAAGUCAGGAGGAACUUCAUCCAAAACACAACCAGCAAGAGCAGCUAUCACCCAAAACCCUGAACAGGAAGAAGAAGAAGCAGACUGUUAAAAAACUGCAUGCGAAAAGAACACCAUCCAGAAAAGACGAUAGCUGUUACAGAGUUUGUCGUUUUCUGAGUUUGCCAAAUGGAAGUCUCAAUAUUGAAAAUCCUGCCACCCAGGCCCAUUCUUUGCAGGACCAAGAGCUCUGUUCUCAAGUGGAAACUAUGCUGAAAGAAAUGCUCUUGCAGAAAGAAGAACAAGCCUUGAAAAUGCCUAGUCCUGAGGGAAGAAUGAGAAAGACAUUAUUUGUUGGAGAUACAGCUUGGGAAAAUAGUCCAGAGGGAACCGAUGGGUCAGUGAGUCCAGAACUUCAAGAGGAUGAUUCCUGGUACACUCAGCCGAUAGAUAUCUUGUUUACAUCUGAGGAGCCACGGCAACGUUUGUACAAAAGAAACAACAGCAGUUCAGCGUCACCUUACCAACAAAGAUCUGGAAGCAUCAGUCCCAUUAGUCCCAACGACAGUCUCAACCAGCAAUCUCUCAAUGAAUCCCCGAAAGAAAGUCAGUUUCUUUUUCCUUACUCUUCUUCAGAUACCAGUGAGACUAAGAACUGCUUCCCUCCUGAUCCGACCUUUUCUCUGUUCAACCAAUCAGAGCCAAAAGCAAUACCAUCUCAAAACUCUGAUUUGAAUCCAGAUAUGUCUGGGUUUCCUGUCCUUUCUCCCUUUGACAACCUUCCACAAGCAGCACCUUCAAGUGAGAGGGAAGAAAGAUACAGAGCAAACAGUUUCACAGAAAACAUUUCUAACAGCUUGAGUUUGACAACGGUCAGUGACUUGGAAGAUAUAAACAAAGGAGUGGAUGAUCUUGAUUUUGAUAUAAAUUUGACAUCUCCUGACAAUUUGUUGGAUCACCAGUACAUGGAACAGUUUAUGAAUACAGCUAAUGACCAAGAGGUAUACUAUUGGGAUAACAAUUUGCAGAGUUUUGAUGGAUUUCUACCAUGGACGAUGGCAACAACUUGGCCAUCUAAAGUAUUGGUGGACGAUUUAAUGCCAGUUGUUAGUUGGGAAGAAAGAUAUGAAGGCUAUUCAGCAGAUUUCUACAAUCAUUUAAAACUCGGAAAAAUCUGGCAAGUCUGGGAUGUAAAUUAUCAGAAGAUAACAGGAGCCUACUGCAGUCCCUGGAAAAAUCUUCUUCAAACCUGCUGGAGUGACCAUGGAUUGUUUGGAAUGUCUAAUCACUGGAACCCUGACACACAUAGACAACAGGCAGACAUCUGGGGAAAUUAUGGCAUAUGUUCGGAAUCUACCUCUUGGGGGGAUUACGGAAAAUUGAAAGAUUCUUAUCAACAGAGCUGGUUGGAUGAAGGCCCAGGCACAUUGGAGACCCCUGAUGACCGUAUUCUACAAGAGGAUCCAUGUAAUCCCUUGGUGAUGGUUGAUGUAGAUCAAGAUUCGAUGGUGUGCCAACUUGAAAACCAGAACAGUGAGCUUAUUCCUCAGAUCCAGUUUGAUCUUGUCUCUGAGACAGGAAGCGAGUAUGAUAAUGUCCUUUCAGACGGAGAAAAUGAUCAACUUAGCAACAGUGAGGAGGAGCAGAGCUACUGUAGGAGUGUCUCCUACGGGGAUUUCCAGACAAUGUGGUCCAUGGUAGAGCAUUCAACUCCAAAGAAAUUCAACCUGUCCCAAAGUUUUGAAUUGGUUCCUUCUGAACGAUCAGCAUUUGUUGAUGUUGUACCCAAGAAGAUUCAUCAUGUCCAAAGUGAACCCAAUUUAGUAACACAAGAAAGAGAUUCUCUGUCAGCAUCUGUAAACAAAAGUCGUAGCUGUAAAUCUGACUCGAGCUCUCCAGAAGAACAUUUGUACUUUUCUCAGAAGACCCACUUUCAACCAAUUCAGUCACCAGUUGCCCAAUACACAGGUUCCACUUACAACCUCAGAGACCUCUUUGGGGGUUAUGCACCAUCAAAGACGCCAUACCAGAAGUUUCAGAAAAAUACGUAUGAUGAUGCUGAUGAUGAUGAAGAAGAAUUGUUUGUUCCUAUGUUCAAGAUCCGAAAAGAUCAAGAUAAAUAUAUACAAACAAGUGAAAGUUUAGACAAUUGUGCAGAGGAUAAAGAUUCAAUUGAAUAUUACAAAAAUCAAGCAGAUUUUCAAGAGUUGGAAAAUGGUGGACAGGUCUUUGAUUUGUUUGGAUAUGUUGAUAAUUUAACAGAGUGUUUGGAAUCAACCCCUCAAAACCUGUUGGAUUGUGUGAACAAUUAUGUGGAUUCAGGAUAUGAGGAUAUAGAUCAGCCUGUUCAAGAUAGAGAGGAAGCAGACAGAAGUGGCUUUUAUGGAGUAGGCAUCUUUGAGAAGAAAAAUAGGGAUCCUUGGUCAAUAGAAAACUUUCAAACUAAGAGUAACAGAAGUUGUGGAGAGGGAUUCAGUAUUGGGGGAAAUUGGCAGUCCAAGAUAAGUGCACCUGUAAAUGAAAAUACACUGAAGCCAUCGGAUGAAUCAAAACAUGGUCCUUGUUCUUGUGGGAAGGUUGCAGAUUUUGAAAAUUGGGAAGAAAAUACAAGCAAAAUUGCUUGUGUAUGCAAGCCUCCUGUUCACCGCUGGGUCAUUCAGGAGGCUUGGGGCCUGAACCCUGGGAGUGGAGGCGAAAUGGAGGCCGCCACUAAACACAGUAUAUGGAGCAGCGGAUAUGAAGAUGGAGCAUUUUCUGAAAUGUUUUACUAUCCAGGGCAAGAUGAAGAGUCUGUAUCAGAGCAGUUGAACAUGGAAGGAAAUUCUUCCUCAAAGGUCGAGGAGCAUUCGGAAGAAAAUGAACUCAACCUCUUUGAGUAUAAUCAGGAUUUGGUCAGUGAUGAAAAUGAAGGCAACUGCAGAAUGGGAAGUGAGAAGAUAUCUGACCAACCUAAUUCAUACCAAGCAGAAUUCGAUCCUUAUGGCCAAUCUUUUAUGGAGAUGACAUCAUAUUUUAGGGAUGAUAUUUCUGAUGCUAGCAAGGCCAGACCUGAUCAGCAGUGUGUUGGCCAGUUAGGGAAAGAAAAUCAUCCACCUUCUAAAAAUGAGUCUGACAUUGUCAAAGUAAAGUUGGUCAUCAAGAAAGGAAAGAAGAAGCAAGACUUUGAGAAUCUAGAUACUCAUCCACCUCUGUUCAAGCCAAUGCCUGUUUCUGCUGUGUAUUCAUGUGAAUUGGAGCAUGCUUGGAUGAAUAAUAUGGAGGUGGAAUAUCUCUUCCCUCAAUCCUCUAGCAGUAAGGGGAAGAAAAAGCCCUGCACCUUUUUCUUGGAGGGAAACUGUCGACGCACAGACUGCAAGUUUGCCCAUGAUCUGUCCCACAUCACCUGUCGCUUUUGGGAGGAAGGAGACUGUUUCAAGGGAGAGUUAUGUCCCUUUCUUCAUGGAUACAGUCCUUAUAAAAGACAUGUUUCUGAAAGGAAGGAGUCAAAGCAAUUUCAUUUGGAAGCAGAAGAUUUCCCCAACUUGACAAAAAGCGAAUCCAAGAAAGAUCGAGCCAAGAAAGACAAGUAUCACAAACUGAACAAAUACAAGGCUUCUAAGACACAGCUUAGGACACAGAUCAACAAGAAGAUUCAGAAAAAUAAUGGCAUCCAAGAAACAACAGCAAGCCUCUCCAAGAAAUUAAAGCAAAAGGGCUCACAGUGAGGAAAAGUUGAGGGGGUGGUACGGGGACCCAAUGAAUGGAGGGUCCCCACAAAGAUUGUGAAAAGAGGACCCUGUUUGAUGGAGGAUCAGCUCUCAGCUGUUGUCUUCAUUAAAGUAUGGGCUUGUGUAGAAUCUAGUCAAAAGUUUUUUGUGCAAACAGAGACUAGUUGUCUUGUUUCUUUCGAAAUAAGCAGAUUGCACCCCCACAAUUUUUUAAAGGUAAACCAAAAAAGGGGAAACCUUGGCUACCCUUUUUUUAAAUGAAAUUUUUUUUAUCAUUCAUUUUUCUUUUGAUUUAAAUUCCUGGUAACAAUUUGAAUAUGUUUGAAACUACUAAUAUGUAUUAACAAAUUUGACCAGAUUGGCAAAAGUCCUUUUAGCAACCAGACACUGCAAAGCUUAUACAAUUACAUCAACAUGUUAACAGCAUAGCAGAUUAUCAUUAAUAGAUGAUUUUGAUGUAUUGUUUUUGACAUGUAUGUAUUGUUUUUGACACGUUUACAAAAUUUUAAGUCAGUUGCAUAAGUAAAACAGAGAAAAGCCUGUUUCAUGAAGAUAAAAAAAAAGAUCUGAAAUACUUGAUGUUUAUGGCACUUGCUGUAAACAUUAUUUUUAUUUCAGGACCUAAAUAAGUUUGGAGUUUCUAUUUGUACGGUGAUUCAAAAAGAGCAGAAAUAUGUUGAAAAUAAUUCAGAGAAAUAUGAAAAUCUGGGGAAAGUGGCACUCAUUGUUAGUGGUAUAAGUCAGCAUCAAUACCCCAGAUUUAAUUUAAAAUGCAUGAUACAUGUCAUUUGAAUGAUGUAGCCUUUCAUAUGUGUACCAAAAUCUCCUUAAUCAAUCUACCUACAAGUGAACUCUGAUUUUAUUGUACAUUUACCUGAGAAAACUGACGUAAUGAUGCUUAAUUCUUCAAAGUGAAAUGGUAGACAAAGAAAAUGUUCAUUUUGUAUAUAUGUACAUAUAUAUAGAAGUCCCAAUCACAUUUGUUUCCAUGGGAUAUGAACAAAGAAACUGACCCACGUGUGAGAGAAACUUAUUGAAGGCAACUCAAAAUUUAUAAAAAACAGAAAAAAAUCUUCAGGAAAAUUGCUGAGAAAAAGAUAAAGAGAUUGAGUGAAAAUGUGUGACUGUGUUUGUGUGUUUUAGUACCUGAACAUGAAUAUGCCUGAUUUAUGAGAUAUGAAAGAGUUUUACCGAUUGAUUGUGUGUAAAAGCCUGAAGUGUCCACAUGAUCCUGAAAGGUGUGUGAAAGAGGAACAUUGAAAAAAAAUGGUUCAUGAAAUGCUAAAAAUGUUACUAGUACAAGUUCAGAGUAUUAAGGUAUUGAGCAAAAAUAGAUUUUGUAGUUAAAUAUGGUAAAAAGGUUAGAAGAAAGUUUUUUUUCUUUCUUGCAAAAUAAUCAAUAAAGAUUUGAUUAUUACUGGUAGUUUACCAGAAGUUUAGUAACUACAUGUAAUUCCAAUGAAACCUGUGAACUAAAAAUUUGAUGAUUUUUUUUUGUUCAAAAGAAUGGGUAAAAGAAUGUGAAUGAAAUAAGGGUGUUUGAAAAUAAAUGUGUUGAAUGUUGCAACAGAGGGUCCCAAGUCUACCAGUAGUGGGUAAUGUACUCUGAAUUAGAAAGUGGCUGAGUCGCAUCACAACUUGUAUGUGCAAUUCUCACUCAGCCGCUAAAGGAAAGUAAAGUUUAUUGUUUUGUGAUGACUUUGCCUAUUGUGUGAAUGUGUGAUACGCUGUAGAAAUUGCCAACUCUGGGCUGGCUCUAUUUUGUUAUUUUAGAGGUCUGUAAAUGUUUUUUUUUUUUGUUUUCAAAAGAACAUUUAACUACCGGUACAUGUUCUAUCAUAUGAAUAGAAACAUAGUUUUUACUUCUUUGUGCACACUGUAUGGACUGUGUUCACAGUGUAGUUUGGUAUGUUGAAGAUGAAUCAUAUGAAGUAGCAAGUUACAAGGCAGAUACAAUUCUUUCUACAACCAGUUAUCUGCUACAGACAAACAUGUGAUGGAAUCUGUACAUGUUACACUUUCUAGUUUAUUGGAAGGAGGAAUAUGUGUAUGCUCUAGUAUUUUCAUGUUUUUUGAAAACUCAGAUGUUAAAUCUCUUAGUUUUUGCUGUAAAAAUAUGUCAACACAUUCAUUUGUUAGCUUUAGAAAUAUUUCAAUACUUUCUUUAAUCUGUCUCUCCUCCUCCUGAUUUUUCUGUGUUUAUAUAUACCUGGAUUUUCCAAAGCUCAGUUCUAUAGUUUAAUACUAGAAGCUUUUGCUUCCCUUGUAGUGAAUAUAAUUGACAUGUAAAUUCCAAUCUGUUCUAAAGGUGAAAGAAAGAUUCGUCUUUUAAGAUGCUGAACUUUCAUUGAUGAUACUAUAAAACCUUGUCAUUCGUAGAAAGCCUAGUAAAGUCCAGCAUGUACAAUGAAUAAUUUGAAAUCACCAUUACUAUCAUAGUUAUGGGUCUGUUAUUGUCUUGCAUUCUGCAGUGCUGAGAUGAGUAAAUAUUCUUUGUUUAAGCCCUAUCUACUGGGGCAUCCAUACCCCAGGAGAUAUUCAUUGUGCAUACAAAGUCAUCAAAUUCACUGUUUUAUCACUAAACUAAGGAAAAAACAGAAAGAAAAACCAUCAUUAUUAAAUUUCAUUCAUUGAUAAUUAUUGAUGGGUUUUUUCCUUGGCAUGUUUAUUUAUUUUUAGAUUCCUUGAAUCCUCUUCAUUGAUAUUCAUAAGCAUAUUUUUCUUUUGCUUUCAUUCCAAAUGUUUAUGACAUAGAACCAUUUAUUCACCCAAAUUCAUGUUUUAUCCAAAACUUACCUAAAGUUUGGCUCCAAAUUAUUUAUGAAAGUAACAAAAUUUUAUUGAUUUAUUAUUUAACAUAAAGUCAUCAUUGCCUUUAUUUAAAUCAUAUAAUAUGGUCAUUUUUUUGUUUUGAAAAGAGAAAAAAAAAUUGCUUAAAAAUAACCCCAGAACAAGUUUGCAGUAGCUUUGUCAAUUUUUUGUUUUAAGACAUAUGUAAAGAUACAGUGUGUGUAGUCUAAAAUUAGUCGAAAUUUUAACAACUUUUUUUUUCUGUGUUCACACAUGUCGGAUAAAAAUACAUCGUGGAAUCCUUACGCCAUUUAAAGGAAUAUCAAUUUACAAAGUAAGCACUAAUUAAAAGAGUAUAGCAUUUGCAGAUUUUCAAACUGUUUUUCUUGUUGAAAGCAAGUUCAAACUCUUUUAAAUGCAGAUUGAUUAGGAAUAAAUGUUGUGUUAGAAUCUUUUACUUUACUGAGAAGUAAAUAAUGUAAUGAUGGUGCAACUCAUCAUUGAAAGAAAUAGUUAAUGAACUAAUUGAGAAAUCUUUAAAAAAAAAAUCAACUACAAAGAUCUGAAUACACUGAACGUAUUUGGCUUGUUUUCCAUCUUUGUCAUAGCCAUACAAUCUACAGUUGUAGACCAUUAUUUAAACAUUUUGAGGUGUGUGUUAUUACCAUACUUGGCAACACUAAUGUUUUACAUUUCUGAGUAAAGGUAGUAUAUUGUACACCUGAAGGUUAUCUUUACGGAAAUAAAGUGGAUGGAAAUAAA
Messenger RNA from Magallana angulata, 8272 nucleotides. RefSeq lists its product as uncharacterized. Bases 446 to 4717 code for a protein of 1423 amino acids. The record is from RefSeq and is a predicted model, not a curated record. Gene Ontology annotation, molecular function: metal ion binding. The transcript is spliced from 9 exons. NCBI's taxonomy places the organism in Eukaryota, Metazoa, Mollusca, Bivalvia, Ostreida, Ostreidae.